AUGGCUCGGAGGAGAGAUAAACUGGUUGCUGCAACAGAUACUAGCCUCCCACCCUUCAGGACCUUCUUGAGAUUGGAUUGCCUUAUUAUAAGCGUUUCACUUCGCUCUCUCGAUCUCAUGUUCAUCAGGUUAAAGAAACAAAUUAACGAACCACCUUCUUACAAAGAAGCUUUACUCUAUCAUUUUUGGCAUAAAGCUAUGCUUGAGGAAUUUUCUGCUCUUCAGAAGCAACACACUUGGUCUUUGGUCUCUCUACCACCUGCCAAAAAUGCCAUAGGUUGUAAAUGGGUUUUCAAGGUUAAAAGGAACUCUGAUGGCAUAAUUGCCAGCUCAGGUUAUCUUUUAUCUCAGUCCAAAUAUGCCAAUGAUAUUCUUCUUAAAGCUGGUUUAUCCUCUUGUAAGCCUUGCUCUUCACCUAUCUUUGUCAAGCCUAGUACUCCUCCUAAUGCUUCCUUGCCAUUUUCCAAUCCUGCUCUCUAUAGAAGUAUUGUUGGAGCUUUGCAAUACCUUAUUAUCACUAGACCUAAUCUUUCUGUCUUUGUCAACCAAGCUUAUCAAUUUAUGCAUGCUCCUACAAUUGGAAAUUUUGUUGCAGUCAAGCGCAUUCUCAAAUUUGUUCAAGGCACCCUCACUCAUGGCUUGAGUUUUUCUCCUAGUACCUUUGAUGUUAAUGGGUAUUCAUAUUCUAAUUGGGUAGGAGAUGUUCAUGAUAGGAAGUCUACAUUUGGUUAUUGUGUUUUCUUCGGCUCUAAUUUGGUUUCCUAG
Messenger RNA from Camellia sinensis, 765 nucleotides. The record is from RefSeq and is a predicted model, not a curated record. Lineage: Eukaryota; Viridiplantae; Streptophyta; Magnoliopsida; Ericales; Theaceae.